Molecule: messenger RNA, 3289 nt
Organism: Scylla paramamosain (green mud crab)
Lineage: Eukaryota; Metazoa; Arthropoda; Malacostraca; Decapoda; Portunidae
Product: Bardet-Biedl syndrome 10 protein homolog
Exons: 2
Coding region: 955-2769 (604 amino acids)
Biological process (GO): chaperone-mediated protein complex assembly
Molecular function (GO): ATP-dependent protein folding chaperone; ATP binding
Source: RefSeq, a predicted model, not a curated record
CACACACACACACACAUAUACACGAAAAUCGCCACUCGGCAACUGUAUUUGUUUACCCCGUAACCAUGGUAACCGUUCCUUCAUUUCCUCUGGCAGUAAACAUUACAUUCACACAGCGAGUACAUCACAACCAUAACACUACUGACAUCAAAAACACAGGUCCCUUGAUGUUGUUACUGGGCUGCCACACACGAAAACCACACCAGUACAUUGAGACGCCAAGUUGAGGCUGGCAGCUCACCAGUAUUGCCAAGUGCGCGGCGCCGACACUUUAAAGCCGCCGUGCCGACUCAACGCACUGAGGCUGCUGCUGGCCCUGCACGGCGCUGUGGCUAAGCCCGCCCCACCCAUUGCAACUCGAGGGAAUAACCCACCACUGAGAGGCACGGCAGGAAACCCACUCCUCCUGCCUCCACCACGGGCCAAGCGCUGGAUGACAGGGGCGUGCCUCACUGCCCUGGCAACACUGGCCGGCACUGUGUAUCCUGUGACACGAGCCAGGCACUGCUGACACUGUGCCCGGAAUAUAAACGACAGUAGUGUGCCAUUGCAACCACACACACGGAGGAGGAGAACGCAGUAAAGGCGAACACCUAUCUGAAAUAAAAGUACUGCUGACGUAGAAUAACAGAGAGGAACAAACUUAGGCAGCGGGGAGGCACGUCAGGCAGUUAUCGUGAGGUGCCCUUAAAGAAUUCCAGUACAUCGACCUGUCACUUCCAAAUACUUGCCUUAAGAAAAGCGGAGUCGUGUUACGGCUGUGUGGCCAAGAGUGGGACCAAUAUGCAAAUACAGUGGCCAUGAUGGCAGCAGCACCCUCAAACUGUCACGAACUCAACCUUUCAAGACGUGACCUGGCAUGUGGAGGCGGCCUCGUCCUCCCUGAAGAGACAUGAGGAGUAAUGACGCUGUGAUAUUUCCCUGACAUGUGACCACCCCCAAUCCCGCCCGAGAAUGGAGUGCUGGAGGAAGGACAUUGAGCUGUCAAGUGUGGUGGUGCAGUGUAGGAGUCUGGUGUCAGUGCUGGAGGGCUGUCUGGGGCCCUGUGGGAAGGCAGUCCUCCUAGAGAAGGCCGGGUGUGUCAUCAUUACCAAGGAUGGGAUGGAGCUGCUGUCCCACCUAGAGGUGUGCGACCCCCUGGUGAGUAUAGUGGUGCGGGGGGUGCUGGACCACACCAGGGUGCUUGGUGACGGCUGCAAGGCCACCCUCUUCCUACUGCACCGCCUCCUCAGCUCCCUGGACACUCAUGUCCCACAAAACUCUGGCACGAUGCAAGGAAUCAGAAGGCAGAGACUCAUACAGAUUGUGCAGCAGAUAAGGAACCAUGUGUUGGGUGUUGUCCAAAGAGAUGUCAUCAAGUAUGGUGCUCAAGUGUACCCUCUGAACAGCUUUGAGGUGUUUUCCCAUCUGCUGCACAACUCUGCUGAAGACUUUUUUAUUACUAAGUUUUCAAAACUCAUUGCUAGAAAUCUCGCAAGACUUUUUUCUACCUACAUUUCUUGUGUAUGUAGCAGUAGUAGAGAACUUGUGAAACUGAUCAAAGAUUUAGCAAUAAAAGCUCACACUGCAGUUGUUGAGAUCUAUCACAUGCCACUGAUGAUGUCACACGUGCUCCAUGGGUUUGUGGUCACCAGAAACUUCCGCUACCUACACAGAGGCAUGAAGUUUAACAAGGUUUGCUGUGCCUGGUGGUCUAUGAACCUAGAGGAGGAGGAAGAGGAGGGUCUCCCUAGAGCCACCAUAGAGACCAGCCUCAGGGAGAUACUGGUUGGGGGCAUCCUAAUAAAGAGAAAUUCAGUUGAACGAAGCCUGGCCCACCUGUCCUCACUUGGGACAGAGCUGGUGUUCUCCUCACUCCACUUCCCUGACUGGGCCGUCUCCCUGUGUGCCAAGUACGGCAUAUCCCUGCUGGACUCCGUGGAUGGAGACGAGCGGGACUUUUUGGCUGAGCGCCUGGGUGUGCUGCCCAUCAUGGAGGAGAGGGAUGUACACCCUGGUGUACUGAGGAGCAUAGACAAGAUAGAGCCUCUGAACCUGGGCACAUGCAGGUUCAUGCAACUCAGUGGCCUUGGUGUGCACCAGAUACUGCUCUGUGGCCCCACACCUGCUCAGUGCAGACAGUUUUCAGCAUGUUUUCUUCAGUUUUUUAGGUACCUCAGUUCCUGGGUAGCAGACUGUGUGGAUUUCUCACAGAGUAGUGACAUAUACACUUGUGAUGCUGCUGCUGCUGCUGGCUGCAGGGACAGCUUCUCUCCUCCCUUCAGUCCUGAUGAGCUUCCCCGGUGUGAGCUUUCCCCAGUGCUGACUGAGGCCCACUCUUCGGCUCCCACGAGCCCAACCACUGUGGCAAUGUUCUUCACGGUGCCACACGGGGGCUAUGGGGAGCUGCUGGCUAAGUACCUGGUGUCAGAGAAUAUUUCAGUAAACAUAAAGAACACCAUUAUAAAGUCUGUUGUUCUGGAUGUUUUUAAUGAAUUACCAAGCUUAUUAUACAGGAAGUCUCAGUUUUCUCAAAAGAGCUAUGUUGAAUUUCAAACCAAACUGUUUAGUAAUUUCACAGAACUGAGAAAUAAUAACCAAGUCAUGCUGUCUCACAUGCUAAAAGACAACAGGUUCAGAGGAUACCACAAUCCAUUUUUGCUUUUCAAACUCCUGAAUUGUGUGCUGCACUUAGCAGAGUAUCUCCUGAGAAUUGAGUGCAUUGUUCCUGCCAAACAAAGAAUUUCACAACGGACUAGACACUGCAGCAGUGACAGUGAGAGUGAAUAGACCACCUCAGUCACCAAGAACAGCCACAGCACACACAACCAGUCACCCUCCACUGCCAUGGAGUUUCCACUCAAACAGCAACUAUACUCCCUACCAAUGCCAACCUUCACCCAACACUCUUCACACCUCAUGACACCGGAAAGAUACAUCCCUGACCACCACAUAUUUCUUCCACCAGUAUACGUAAUCACUGAAUGGUGUUUUAUACCUGGACUGUGUAAUGGUUGACAAUAUACUGCUUUUUUACUUAUUAUUAUUAAGUACAGUUUCCUAACAUGAACUCAGAAAAUGUUGUGUUCUUUUGAAAUGGUGGAGUUGAGAGGAGCACUCCAGCCAGCAAGGAGGGACGUUGUGUUACUUGAGUGUUUUGGAUCCAUGGUCCUGGGAACACCCGCUGCUCCUGUGAACAUGGAACCACACACACAAGAGGGAAGGGUGUCUGAGCCAAAGGACAUGAACAUAAGCAUGCACACAACUGUAAUGCAAUUCAAGAUAAUAAAAAUGUCUUUCAUUUCAUACA